Messenger RNA from Dipodomys ordii (Ord's kangaroo rat), 2101 nucleotides. RefSeq names its product cadherin 6, type 2, K-cadherin (fetal kidney) (gene Cdh6). The annotation marks the transcript as partial. NCBI's taxonomy places the organism in Eukaryota, Metazoa, Chordata, Mammalia, Rodentia, Heteromyidae. The record is from RefSeq and is a predicted model, not a curated record. Gene Ontology annotation, biological process: homophilic cell-cell adhesion; cell-cell junction assembly; cell morphogenesis. Gene Ontology annotation, molecular function: calcium ion binding; cadherin binding. The transcript has 9 exons. Gene Ontology annotation, cellular component: catenin complex; plasma membrane; adherens junction.
CACCAGUUACAUUCAGACCAGGAUAGAGGCGAUGGAUCACUUAAAUAUAUCCUUUCAGGAGAUGGAGCAGGAGAUCUCUUCAUUAUCAAUGAAAACACAGGCGACAUACAGGCCACCAGGAGGCUGGACAGGGAGGAAAAGCCUGUAUACAUCCUUCGAGCUCAGGCUAUUAACAGAAGGACAGGAAGACCUGUGGAGCCUGAGUCUGAGUUCAUCAUCAAAAUCCAUGACAUCAACGACAAUGAGCCAAUAUUCACCAAGGACGUUUACACAGCCACUGUCCCGGAAAUGUCUGAUGUUGGCACAUUUGUUGUCCAGGUCACUGCAACAGAUGCCGAUGAUCCAACUUAUGGCAACAGUGCUAAAGUUGUCUACAGCAUCCUCCAGGGACAGCCGUACUUCUCAGUUGAAUCAGAAACAGGUAUCAUCAAGACAGCUUUGCUCAACAUGGAUCGAGAAAACAGAGAGCAGUACCAAGUGGUCAUCCAGGCCAAAGACAUGGGUGGCCAGAUGGGCGGCCUCUCAGGAACCACUACGGUGAACAUCACGCUGACCGACGUCAACGACAACCCGCCUCGAUUUCCCCAGAGUUCAUACCAAUUUAAAACACCUGAGUCUUCUCCACCGGGUACACCAAUUGGCAGGAUCAAAGCCAGUGAUGCUGAUGUAGGAGAAAAUGCGGAAAUUGAAUACAGCAUCACAGAUGGCGAGGGCCUGGAUAUGUUUGAUGUCAUCACAGACCAGGAAACCCAGGAAGGGAUUAUAACCGUCAAAAAGCUCUUGGACUUUGAAAAGAAGAAAGUGUAUACCCUGAAGGUGGAAGCUUCCAAUCCCCAUGUGGAACCGCGAUUUCUCUACCUGGGUCCAUUCAAAGAUUCAGCCACAGUGAGAAUUGUGGUGGAGGAUGUGGAUGAGCCUCCUGUCUUCAGCAAACUGGCCUACGUCCUACAGAUAAGAGAAGACGCUCAGAUAAACACCACAGUCGGCUCAGUCACAGCUCAAGAUCCAGACGCGGCCAGGAAUCCCGUCAAGUAUUCAGUAGAUCGACACACAGAUAUGGACAGAAUCUUCAACAUUGAUUCUGGAAAUGGUUCCAUUUUCACUUCAAAACUUCUUGAUCGAGAAACACUGCUGUGGCACAACAUUACAGUGAUAGCUACAGAGAUCAAUAAUCCAAAACAAAGCAGCCGAGUACCUCUAUAUAUUAAAGUUCUAGAUGUCAAUGACAAUGCCCCAGAAUUUGCUGAGUUCUAUGAAACCUUUGUCUGUGAAAAAGCAAAGGCAGAUCAGUUGAUUCAGACCCUGCGUGCCGUUGAUAAGGACGACCCUCACAGUGGACACAAGUUCUCAUUCUCUUUGGCCCCCGAAGCAGCCAUUGGCUCCAACUUCACCAUUCAAGACAACAAAGACAACACCGCGGGAAUCUUAACUCGGAGGAAUGGCUAUAAUAGACAUGAGAUGAGCACCUACCUCCUGCCUGUGGUCAUUUCAGAUAACGACUACCCAGUGCAAAGCAGCACGGGGACAGUGACUGUCCGGGUGUGUGCAUGUGACCGCCUUGGCAACAUGCAGUCCUGCCACGCCGAGGCCCUCAUCCAUCCCACGGGCCUGAGCACAGGGGCUCUGGUGGCCAUCCUUCUGUGCAUCGUGAUCCUACUAGGUAAACUGCUUCUCCCCGCAUCCUAUCUCCCCUUGCUGAGGGGCACACCCUGUUUCUGUGACACUCUAGAUUUUUCCGCCUCCCCCAUUAAGGCAUACAGCAUGAUCUAGGUGAGUAGAGUUAUAUGCUGGGAAUCUGUGUUACUCAAACAUGAACUCUUCUUUUUUUUAACUUGGAAAUGGCUUUGGAGCGUGAACAGGUGUGAAAUGUACCCAUGUCUAUGCUUACCCCCGCAGAUCAUCCCACCAAAAGAGUAUCUUGUCCAUCACAGGGGAAAUGAAUCUCAGAGGGAUUUGAGGGCGAAAUAAAUAUGCCCUUUUCAUUUCUUUUUUUUGUUUAAUAUUUAACUUGGCAAAUAUUGUUAAAUUUUAAAGAGUGAAAGUCAUCUGGUAUGGAGUAUAUGAUGAAGGUCCUUUCUACAAAGGUAAAGUUUAAGAUCAA